GAGCUAAGCCAUAACUGUCAGCGUGAUCCAGCUGCAGUGAAGAGCUCAGAUGCCAGCUCUCCGUCAGCAGGGCCAAUUUCUUUUCGAUAUAUUGUGAAAUUUUAAUUGAUUUCAUUCGCCUUUGAGAGAUCUGUCAGGGAUUUUUUGUGGGGAAAACGGGUUUACGCUAUAAUUUAAAUCAGGCGGCACACUUUUUGUAGAGAUGUUGUAUAAAAUAUCCGCAUUUUAUAUCGGAAGACGCGUCUUCUGUUAUAAUGUUUAGAUUUAACGAUUAGCCACAUGACGGAUAACGACACCAUUCAUUUGCGCUUCUGGGAUGCCUUUCAUGGUGAGCUUAAAAUUUAGUUUGCAAAGCUGUGGGUCGGUAACGUUAGCGCAAACAUCCAGUAAACUGUAACCUUCAAGCUAACGUCAAUGACAGCUAGCAGUUAGCGGCUUUGCGUUGGUGGACCGCUGAGAGUUUUGCACCGUGUUGGCACAGGGAUGCAUGGACAUGGUGCAUUAAAAAGAGAAUUGGAAUUGCAUGUGAAGACCCGACCGGACGCUGCGGAUUGUCAACAGCUCGUGUCAAGACAUCGCGCGCUAGUAGCGCAUAGUCCCACGCGCAAAGAGCGAUUUAAUUCAUUCAUCCGAGUCUGCUAACUAAACAUGGCCUCUGCAGCCAGCAACCUCGCCGCAUCCAUCGCCAGCAAAACCAAAACCAGGAAGAAACAUUUCGUGUCGCAGAAGGUGAAGCUGUUUCGGGCCAGCGACCCGCUCCUCAGCGUGUUAAUGUGGGGAGUGAACCACUCGAUAAAUGAACUCAGUCACAUCCAGAUUCCUGUUAUGCUGAUGCCUGAUGACUUCAAAGCCAACUCUAAGAUCAAGGUGGACAACCACCUCUUUAACAAAGAGAACAUGCCAAGCCAUUUCAAGUUUAAGGAGUACUGUCCUCUUGUCUUCCGCAAUUUGAGGGAGAAAUUCUCCAUUGAUGAUCAGGAAUAUCAGAAUUCUCUGACACGCAGGGCCCCGAUUCCCAGCGACGCUCAGGGCCGCAGCGGAGCUCGCUUUCACACUUCAUACAACAAGAAGUAUGUCAUCAAGAUCAUCACCAGCGAAGAUGUAGCUGAGAUGCACAAUAUUCUGAAAAAAUACCACCAGUAUAUAGUCGAGUGCCAUGGCAACACACUGCUCCCGCAGUUUCUGGGCAUGUAUCGCCUCACAGUGGACGGAGAUGAGACCUACAUGAUCGUCACUCGCAAUGUUUUCAGCCAUCGGCUGCCUGUUUACAAAAAAUAUGACCUGAAGGGAUCCACAGUGGCCAGAGAGGCUAGUGACAAAGAAAAGCCACGCCCACCUGAGGAUGGGGCUCCGUCCAAAUCUCGCAUGAGCCAAAAACUACAAACCAUCCGGAUUGCCACACGCUUUUACUGCGCCAUAAGACACACCAAGGAGCUACCAACAUACAAGGACAAUGACUUCAUCAAUGACGGUCAGAAAAUCCACAUCGAUGGGGAGAACAAAAAAAUGUUCCUGGAGAAACUGAAGAAUGACGUUGAGUUUCUGGCCCAGCUGAAGCUGAUGGAUUACAGUCUGCUGGUGGGGAUUCAUGAUGUAGAUCGAGGGGAGCAGGAACAGCCUGAUGAGGAGAGUGAAGACAAUGAUGCGGUGGAGGAAGAAGCAACAGAGAGUGAUGGAGGGGCCACCGGCUCUCCACCAGACAGUCCCAGUAAUACACUGGACAGCAACAGACCUCUGGGUCCAGGAGAGUUUGAUCCAACCAUUGAUGUAUAUGCUAUCAAGAGCUAUGAAAGUGCUCCUAAAAAAGAAAUCUACUUUAUGGCAGUCAUUGACAUUCUCACCCCAUACGAUGCCAAGAAAAAAGCAGCCCACGCAGCUAAAACAGUCAAACAUGGGGCAGGGGCAGAAAUCUCAACCGUAAACCCUGAGCAAUACUCCAAGCGAUUUUAUGAUUUUAUCACCACCAUUCUGUCCUAAACACUGUCAGAGGAUAAAAUGCAUUGCUGGCUGCAGUGAUAAUGAAGGUGGUCACUUAUAAGCUCUCAUAUCCUUGGAUGAGUUCCUGUUGUGGGUCAUGGAUCCAGUGUCUCUCUCCCAUCCCUACUGAAGAGCACGUCUCUAAAAAUCUAUCAAGAUUUUGUUUACAGUUUCUUUACAGUUCCUCUGGAGUAGGUUUACGGCUCCACGUUGUUGAUAAGGGAUACACGUGUCAUAUAUAUAUAUUAAAUACUUACAUAGAAAAAUAUUGUUCCAUACACUUGUGUUAGAUAUUGUUGAUUGAGAAAUCAAGUGGUGUUGUCUGUGACCAGCUAUGUGGUAUAAUUAUCAUACUGAAAUUUUUAAAGCUGCUUGAUUUUGCUUUUAUGUUUCUUUGAAGAUAAAUUAAUUAUUUAAAUGUCCAGUUACAAAUAAUAUUUCUAAAAUAGGCUAUGUUGACUGAAAAACAAAAAAAAUCCCUAAGAGUUAGCAUUAAAUGAAUUGGAGCAUAAUUAUCUGUAAGUGUUCAUUGCACUAUUGCUUUUUAGCUGCAGACUGUACCUUUAAAUCCCUUUACUAAGCAUAAUAUGGAUGCAACUUUAGAAUUUAUAGUAAAGCUCCAAUCAUUCAAUUGGAUGUCGAUGAGGUGCCUGCUGUGCAGUGUAAUGUCUUGCACAGGAGCUCAAUAUUUGCAAUUGACUCCAAUAACGUUUAGUAUAAAUCUUGUUUUUGCACAUGAUCUAAUGCACCAAAAUGUUUAUGCAACUGAUUCCAGUUUCACCACUGACUCAAGAGGGGUCAUGCAAUAGUAGUGAUUCAUAGAACGUGUUAAGCACCUGAUGGGUUACGUGUGCAUUGUCACUUUUGUAUCCCUAGUUGAAAGGACAAAACAUUGCCUGUUUUUUUGUUUUUGUUGGUUUAACUCUUAAUUAGAGGACUUUUAAAAAAAUAAAGCAUAUUUUGUACCUCCCUUUUUUACAGUAAUAAUUAGCAAGUUUACAAUUGGCCAUUCUCUCAUUGAGAAUGCAGUUGUGUCUGCGCUAUUUUGAUGCUUGAAUCUGUAUAAAGUGUUUGAGUUGCACUGUUAAGAGUGGGAGAAAUCUGCCUAACUCUAUAGGUCUUUUUAUUAAUAUUUCUCCCUCUCUCUCUCUGUCUGUCUGUCUGUCUGUUUGUUUAUUUCUCUCUCUUUCAUCAUUAUUAAACUUUUGUGUGAUCCCAGAGACCUUUAGUAUUAUAAAAUAUAUAGAUAUAGUGAUAUGUCUUCUUCUGAAAUAUUGUUUGCAAAGUAAUCCUAAAUAUUUUACUGUACUGUACCUGUUGAAAAAUGGACAUAUAUACACUGUGCAAGGGUGUGCCUUUUUUACUCUGGAUUAUUUAAUUUUGUAUUUCAAUCAUUUUUUUAAACAAGAAAAGUUUGAAAAAUGUUAUUUUCUAAAAAGGGAAAGUUGAAUAGAUGAAUCUUAAGAGGUGGUUUGCUGUAGAUGUGUAAAUAUGCAAGUGUAUUAUCUGUUAUAUUGACUAAUGUCAGUCAUGAAGAUACAAAAUCUCAGAUUGCUGUCAUUACGUGAAGUGAUCAAACUGCUCAGUUAGUUUCACUCGAUUGAUUUACUUUUUGUGUGAUAAUCAAGAGUCUUUGUUAAAACUUCUUUAGACUUAAUGUGUUACGUAUUUGAAUUUUUGUUCGUAGGAUAACUUUUAGUGGAAGUCUAUGAGUAACUCAGCACAACAUGAGGCUAUCAUGAGGUCUUAGUUUGUACUUUCCUUCUGGUCCUAAUGAACUUGAUGUCUGUACGGCACAUGUGAAUCUCAAUGAAGCCACAGUGAAGAUGAAGGUCAUCGCUUCUAUAAGCUUUAAAAAACAGAAAAAAAUACUUAUGCAAAAAAUGACACCACUUUAUCCCAAACUGUAUAAAGUUUGAUACGUGUGUUGUAAUUUGUUAAACAUUAUUUUAUGUUGAUGGCACAGUGACUUUGAUGGUAGACUAAAUACUUGAUGAAGGAGGAAAUAUGAACCCUUUUAAAUAUGCUGUCAAUGGACAAAAUGAUCAGUUGUCUGUGUAAUUGUCAUAAAUGUUGUUGUCAUGAAAGUGUGCAGCUCGUGUGUGUGUGUGUGUGCUUUAGUCUAAAAAUAUUAAAAGCACUCUUUCCCAUAAGCAUUGCUCAAUAAAAUGAUUUAUUCAUCUUUGCAAUA
Molecule: messenger RNA, 4168 nt
Organism: Misgurnus anguillicaudatus (oriental weatherfish)
Lineage: Eukaryota; Metazoa; Chordata; Actinopteri; Cypriniformes; Cobitidae
Gene: pip4k2ab
Product: phosphatidylinositol-5-phosphate 4-kinase, type II, alpha b
Biological process (GO): phosphatidylinositol phosphate biosynthetic process
Cellular component (GO): plasma membrane
Molecular function (GO): 1-phosphatidylinositol-4-phosphate 5-kinase activity; 1-phosphatidylinositol-5-phosphate 4-kinase activity
Source: RefSeq, a predicted model, not a curated record